This is a messenger RNA of Linum trigynum, 1386 nucleotides long. Lineage: Eukaryota; Viridiplantae; Streptophyta; Magnoliopsida; Malpighiales; Linaceae. The record is from the annotation of a GenBank genome assembly.
AUGAGCGUUCUUCAGUACGCGGAAGACGCAGUGACGAUGAAUGCGGAGCAGAUGCAGAUAUGGGACAACGCGGCGUUCGACAAUGGCGAAUCGGAGGAUUCCAUGGCGGCCAAGGCUUCUUGGUGGUCUCAAUCCAUCGAUUCCAAUUCCUCCAGUAAGGAGAAUAUGAACCCGGCGUUUGACAAGUCUCCUGUUUCUCUCAAGCCUCCGAGUUUGGCCACACCGUUCAAGAUUAAGCCCAUCCUCCACCCGAAAACCCUCGCCGUCGUCAAUCCCCUCAAGGCGAAGCAGGGGAUUUUGUCUUCCAAGAUUUCGAUUCCGGAGGAGGGAGGAGAAGUAGUAGAAGAAGGGAAGGAUCGGGAUGAGAAGAAAAUAGAUUUGGAGAUUGAAUCGAUCGAGAAGGAGAUUCGGCGAUUGUCGACAAGACUCGACGCCCUCCGGCUGGAGAAGGCGGAGAGACAGCUUAAAACCGUCGAAAGAAAGGGAAGAGUUGUAGCGGCGAAGUUCAUGGAGCGGAGGCAGAGUGUGAAGUUUGAAGAACCGCCGCCAUUCCCUUCGAGUGUGAAGCCCACAAUUGGUCGGCGAGGUGUUAGUUUGGGGCCGGCGGAAAUCGCUACUAAAGCUAGGUUACUGAGCAAGCAAGAGAUGACCCCUGUUUCUUCCACUGCCAAUCGCCGGAAAUCUUGCUUCUGGAAGCUUGACGAGAUCGAUGAGCUGAAAAUGACAAAGGAAAGAGGGAAGAGCCAGAGCGUGAGUCCCAGAUCUCGCAAGACUGCAACCAAACCCCAGCCGCCGAAGCAGGCUCAGUCGACGGUGGGAUCCAAACGGCCGGUGAAGAAAGAAGAUGGAGUUCUGACCCUGAUCCAGCCCAAGACUCUCUUCAAAGAAGGCGAGAAAUCAGUCCCCAACAAGAAACCCUCGAAGCCAGGGCGGAUCGUGGCGAGCAGGUACAAUCAAAUCGCGACGAACCAGUCCACUGGGAGCUUGACGGAGGCUCGGAAGAGGUCUCUACCGGAGAGCGACAAAGAAGACGGAAACAAACGGCGGGCCUCUCGUGGGAAUGGAUUGAAUCAGAAAACCGAAAGCAUCAAAGUGAAGAAGAAGUGGGAGAUUCCAAGGGAAGUGGUGAUGUUCAAAGGGGAAGACGACAGUGUUGAUAAUGACUCAGAGGAAUCCCCUUCUUCUAUUUCUGCACUAAUCAGCGCCGACGACGGAUGGUUGCCCAAGAUCAGGACUGCUCGCCCUCGUUCCACGGCGGAGACUCCACGAGACUCGGGUGCGGCGAAAAGGGUAGCGGAUUUGGUGGGGACGAAGUCAUAUUUCGCCAUGGAUGAGGUCCAUGAAGAGGGUGGAUCCGUGUGCGUUGCCCUGCGCUUCGAGGAAUAG